AGGGAGCUUUUCCGUCGACAAGAACGGUCUCGGUUGCCAGUCAGGUGGACAAUGCGUGCGGAAGAUAGACCCAUUGAAAAAUCGGAGGAAUAGCAGAUUUGCUUCUUUUUUCUCUCAUGGCACUUCAUUCUCUUAUCCUCUUCAUGUCGGAAAAACUCAACCGGAAAAAGAAGAAUGAGGUAAGCCUGAAGAAGUUCAGGCUGAAAAACGCAAACUUCAUCCCUUGGUGUAAAAGAAAACUUAGCACCAGAGCAGAGAUCCAAGAAUUGGACAAUGGUUUUUUUGAGAAGUUUGGCACACUUUUGAAUGACCAAGAUGAUAAAGGGGAGAAGAUCGAAGAAACGACAGCAGAAGAAGAAGAGGAGUCGGACAAAGAGAUCGAAGAAGAAGAGACAGGAGCUAUCAUAUCCGACGUCAUCGGUCUGAACAUAGACGAAUUGUAUGAAGAGGUUUUGUAUGAGAUAUUACAUACCGUUGGCUGUGAUUCUGAUUAUGACAAUGAGACUUUAUUUUCAUAUUUGAAAGAUGCGUUCAAGAUGGAUGAAGAAAAGCACGCGGAAGCGAUGAGGGUCGCCAAAGAAAAAGAAGCUCCAAACAUACUUUUAAACGUUGAGGUGAUCAAGGCGAAAGACUUGUAUCCAAAAGAUGCAAAUGGUUUAAGUGAUCCAUUUGUAACUUUGUACCUUACAAAGAAUGCAUCGCACAGGUACAACACUUCAGUUAAAUCUGAAACCCUUUCACCAUCAUGGGAGGAAUAUUUUUCUUUACCAGCAGAGGACACUUCAGAUGAUACAUUGGCAAUAGAAGUCUGGGACUUUGAUCCAGCUGAAACGGUUAGAGAAAAAAUGAGCAAAAUAACUGGUGUUAAGGGUGUAAAAGGUUUACGCAAAUUGAUGAAAGAGAUUGCUGUGACUGCUUCAACAGGAAAGCACGACAAUGAAAUCAUUGGAUUUGUCAAUAUCCCUUUGAAGUCCAUUCCUUCCUCUGGGCACGUUAAAUGGUACAAUUUAGAAAAGAAAACCUCACGAACCAAGUCGAGCCGCGGAGCUGUCCAGCUGAAGCUUGCUUUCAGUUCAGAGAAAAACAACCAAGUAGCUGCACAAGAGCAUAGACAUUUGAUGAGGCUUUUAGUUCUACAAGAGAUGGAACACAAUAAACCUGAUUUGGAAACUUGGGAUGGCACGUUCACCGGACCGGCAGAUGUCAUUUUAAGGCAGCAUGCAGCACAAAGUGGUUUACGACCAGCAGAUGAAAGAAUGGCGCAGUGGGUCGAAUACAUACGUCUCCAUGUAAAUCAACCACUGAACUUUAGACUUCUCUCGAGUAUCAUAACCAGCAUUGUUGAUCCCUUGCAUAAUGGACUUUACUCAGAUGAUGAGAUAAGAUUAUUUUGGGAUGGAACUAAAAGACUGCUGCCAUCAAUUUUUGGAAACCUCCGUAAAUACAGAAAAGUACCCCAAGCUGAAAAGACUGUAAAUUCACAACUAGACUCAAUGUUAAACAUAAUAGCCGAACUUCUGAAAUUAGAUCAGCCAGACAAUAUUGAACUGUUCCCAAAAUCUGUGUACGGUUGGAUCCCAUGUGAAAAGAUUAAUGAUAUUUCCUUCGUUCUCAAUGAGGCUAUUAAACAAUCUGCCUUGGAAUGGUUCCAGCACUUGGUGGAGAACAACAAAUUAAUGGAAAACAGCAAGGAAAGCAAAUUGCAGCAGGCGAUUAAGGUUGUACAGUCCAUCAAGACAGACAUACAAAAGAGUAUCGAGUCACUUGACAAAGCUUUUUACUUGAAAUUAAAAAUGCAAUACUCAAAGGAACUAUUUGUAAUUUAUGAUGAUAAGAUUGCUGAAAUGGUCGAACCAUUAGUAAUUGAUAUUUGCACAUCCCUAAAACCGAUCAGAUUCAGAGGUAACGUUCCAGAUAUGGACAGCACUGAAAACGCCUCAUUGGCAAUGGGCACUUCACUUUUUGAACUGUACAUCGCCCUGCAGAGAUGUUUAGCGCUUGGCAAAGGAAUGCUCCCUGUGGAAAAUUCCACCUUUAAACUUAAAAGUUUCCACAACUGGUUUCACCAAGGUGUCGUACAGUGGUUGGACAUUGCAGUCUUUAAAGCUAUGCAGAGGAUAGACAAAGCAGUCGACCUGGACAAGCUAAUUCCAGUGGACAGUAUGACAAAGCAUUCCUCAUCUUCCACCGACACUCUGUUCAUUUUCUAUCAGAUCAAAAUAUUUUGGACACAGCUAGCAUGGCCUGAUGUCGAAGGAUCCUAUACAUUUGUAAAUAAGAUAAUAGAUGAUAUCUGCCGCUGUUCUGUUUAUUAUGUUGAUAAAAUGGGAAACAAAGUUGAAAAAAUAGGAGAGACGGAAUCAGCAUAUGGGAAACAAUUUGAAGUUACUAAUGAGUGGUGUUUGGCCAUAAACAGUAUUGACCAUGUAAGACAAUCUAUUAAACCAUUUGUUAGCGAAUUGGGCACUGAGGACAUAAUAAAAAAACUCUCUGAUAGCAAUGAUGAAAAGUCUGCACAGAAAUGCGAAGAAACACUACUGCGAGUGGUUGAAAACGCUGUCGAAACUGUCUGCACAAAAAUCAUUGAUUUAUUGGAAAGAAUGGCGCUUAAGAUGAGACCUUCGAUCAAAAGGUUUCUACUGGAGGGUGCAGAAUUGAUCUACCAGGGGAACAAUCACGUUGAAAGACUUAUGCAAUAUCUAGAUGGAAAUUUAAUGGCCUUACAUGAAAAUUUAUCACCGGAUAAUUUUGACAGGAUUCUUAACAUUUUAUGGGACAGUGUGUAUGACAUUUUAAUGGAGGUGGUUCAAGACAGUUUGGAGAAGAGAAGGCCACCAGGAUUUUUCGACAAUUUGGACAACACGCUGAAUAUUUUAGUGGGCUUUUUCAAGCAGACAGAGAAUGUUGAAAAGAAUGACAGUUAUAUUCAUAUAAAGCAACUGCUCAAAUUGCACGGUAUGGGAACCGACAGGCUAAUUCAUGAGUACUACCUAGAAAGACUGAACAAUCAAAGAUCACCCGACAGCCCUUCGUGUGGCCUUCUUACAGUCAAAGUUCAGUUCACAAAUUAUAUUCUCAGAGUGGAAAUAUUGAACGCACGCAACUUGAUGCCUCAUGAUUCUAACGGUUCGUGUGAUCCUUAUGUAAAGAUAAAUUUAUUGCCCGAAGAAAAAUUCGCCAAUGUUGAAAGACCGAGGACAAAGUCACAUAAGAAAAAUCUUUUCCCGCUGUUCGACGAGACUUUUUCCAUACAAUUAACAAGGGAACAGUUUGAAACACCCGAUGCCCUGGUUCAUUUUGUCGUCAAGGAUCAGGAUUUUUUUGGCGUUUCGGCCCAAUUCGUCGCUGAAACAUUCAUUCCAUUCAAUGACAUUCCAAGGACAACGAUGGAAACUUCAGUCCACGAAAUGAGUCAAGUCCACCUCAAACUGACAAAACCGAGUAGUUUCGAAUCCAAGUCAAUGAAAGCUAUCGAUCAUCGCCAAGGUGAAAAACUCGCACGAGAUUUUAUCAAGAAGCAAAAAGCUAAGAUGCUCAUUAAUAACAACAAUGGAAAUUAAUUUAUACAAAAUCAUUUAAGCAUCACCAAAGAUUACAAAGCGCAAAACAACACUUCUCAGCUCUAGUGCUAAAAUGAAUUGGGUUAUACCAUUUUCUCUCCAAACUAAACUGUUCAUGGAUAAAGUUGGAAUGUUCAGCACAAAGCAAAGUACUGUUGUUGAAUCUAAAAAACAAACAAAACUAAUUGACUAAAAAAAUUGAAGUUAUAUUCACUGAUGUUUUUCAAGAAGCCUAAAAGAUAGGUAAAAUGGAGGUUAUAUUUCUGGGAGUUUGGACAUACCACAGCGAAUAUAACCUCUACUUUCUCAUAAAUAUUUUUUUUAAAAACUAUCCUUCAUUUCAAGUAAAUGAUUUUUCUUACACCAUCUUAAGCUGCCUUAAAAUUAAUUAUAAAAGGUGAAAUGGAGGUUAUAUCCACAAUUUAUAUUUCUACAGGGUCAUGCGAUAACUGUUGUCAGUUGUAUUGUAAAUAUUUUUCCCAACCAUUUUGAAUGUCAUGCUUUGUACAUAAUUAGCUUACUUUGAUAAUAUAAUUUAAGAAAUAUAAAUUAUACAACAAAAUAAUGGUUUUGAUAUUGUGACCUUAAUUAUAAAGGGAGGGGAAAAAUUGUAUUCCUAUUCAACAUGUGAUGUCUUCAUGUAAUCAGGGAAAAUUAAUAUUUUGAUAAUAAAAUAUUUAAUACAAUUA
This is a messenger RNA of Cimex lectularius (bed bug), 4249 nucleotides long. RefSeq names its product protein unc-13 homolog 4B (gene stac). The coding region runs from base 117 to 3560 and encodes 1147 amino acids. The record is from RefSeq and is a predicted model, not a curated record. Lineage: Eukaryota; Metazoa; Arthropoda; Insecta; Hemiptera; Cimicidae. The transcript is spliced from 23 exons.